AUGUGGAAGAAUACAAAACCGAAGCAUCUUGCCUUCAGAGCACAUGAUCGACAUGUUGUAACCUGUUUGCAAUUUGAUACCGACAAGGUUAUAGCGGCUAGCGACAUCUCCCAAAUCAAUGUGUACGAUAUCAAGACCGGGGCGCUUCGAGCAAAACUGGAAGGCCACACAGGUGGUGUAUGGGGGCUUGAAUUCCAUGACAAUACUCUGGUAUCUGGAUCGACCGAUGGUACCCUCCGAGUAUGGGACAUUGCGGGAGCCGAAUGCACCCAUGUGUUCCGAGGUCACAAAUCCACAGUACGGAGCCUACAGAUAUUGCUCCCAGUUCAAAUUGACCAGCAUCCAGAUGGUACACCAGUGAUGAUGCCCGAACAACCUCUAAUCAUUUCGGGCUCCCGUGAUUCGACCAUGCGGGUCUGGAAACUUCCUCAACCUGGCGACUCGAAGUAUCUGCCUCCUGCUCCAACCGACGAGGAAUGUCCAUACCUUGUCCGUGUAUUGACUGGUCACCAACACUCUGUGAGAGCACUCACAGCAUACGGGAACACACUGGUCAGCGGUAGCUACGACUGUACCGUGCGAGUUUGGAAAAUAUCCACCGGGAAAUCACUGCACACGUUACAUGGCCAUACAAUGAAGGUUUAUAGUGUAGCUUUGGACUGCAAGAGGAACCGCUGUAUCAGCGGAUCAAUGGACCACGUGGUCAAGAUCUGGUCUAUAGAUACAGGUGCAUUGCUAUAUAAUCUCGAAGGCCACUCGUCGUUGGUGGGCAUACUUGAUUUGAAAGAAGACUGGCUCGUGUCGGCGGCUGCAGACGCUACUCUUAGAGUUUGGAACCCUGAGAAUGGCCAUUGUCAGAGCAUGUUUGCCGGUCAUACUGGAGCGAUCACAUCCUUCCAGCACGAUGAUCAAAAAGUAGUCUCUGGUUCCGACACGGACGUGAAGAUGUGGGACAUACGGACUGGUACUUUGGAAAGGAAUCUCCUCACCAAUCUUACCGGCGUCUGGCAAGUCAAGUUUGAUGGCGAUCAUUGCGUCGUGGCAGUUCAACGUGAAUCCGUGAGCUAUAUCGAGGUACUCGAUUUCGGCGCACCACUUGACGAUGUACCAUCUGACCGGGUCGGGAAGCGGGUUUUGGUUAACGAGCUAGGUGAUGAGAUCGAAGGCCCAAAGGGAAGUGUUGGCCUGAACAAUUAA
This is a messenger RNA of Penicillium robsamsonii, 1197 nucleotides long. RefSeq names its product WD40 repeat domain-containing protein. Lineage: Eukaryota; Fungi; Ascomycota; Eurotiomycetes; Eurotiales; Aspergillaceae. The record is from RefSeq and is a predicted model, not a curated record. Gene Ontology annotation, molecular function: protein binding. The transcript has 2 exons. The coding region runs from base 1 to 1197 and encodes 398 amino acids.